Molecule: messenger RNA, 903 nt
Organism: Papaver somniferum (opium poppy)
Lineage: Eukaryota; Viridiplantae; Streptophyta; Magnoliopsida; Ranunculales; Papaveraceae
Exons: 6
Coding region: 1-903 (300 amino acids)
Biological process (GO): DNA integration
Molecular function (GO): zinc ion binding; nucleic acid binding
Source: RefSeq, a predicted model, not a curated record
AUGGACCGCGAAGACCUUUCAAGUGAAGCUAAUAAUGAUGUGCUUCUUGCAAGAGGUCGUUCAACAGACAAGAGAAAGAAGACUGAUGGUUAUGGUAAAGGUAGAGGGCGUUUUAAGAGUAGAACACGUCUGCGUAAAGAUGAGUGUGAUUGGUGCCAUGAUUUAGGUCAUUGGGUUAAGGAUUGUAAUGAAGAAUCAGAUGAUGCUUCUGAUUUCUCGCUCACUGUGACACCAUCAACUUGUACUAUUGCAGAUAGUACAUGGGUAUUAGAUACUGGAGCAACGGUCAUUGUAAUUUGUAGUAUUCAUAUCAAGAUGCAUGAUGGUAUGGUUAGAGAGCUGAAGGAGGUAAUAUUUGUACCUGCCAUAAAGAAGAAUCUGAUUUCACUCGGAACUUUAGAAGCUAAGGGCUAUAAGAUAGUCGUUGAAAAUGGUGGUAAUCUCUGGAUCGUUGCUACCGAGAAGACGAAGCUAUGGCACAUGAGACUUGCACAUCCAGGUGAUAAUUCGUUGCAUAGGUUGGUUCAACAAGACUUAUUGAAAGGUGUUAUUGCCUGCAAGCGCGUAUGGGUGUACACCAUGAGGCAUAAGGAUGAAAUCAUAGAAAUCUUUGUGAGGUGGAAAAAGGCAACUCAGACUCAAACUGGCAAAAAGAUCAGAGUACUACGUUCGGACAAUGGUGGAGAGUACAAGAGUGAUCCAUUCUUGCAAGUCUGUCACGAUGGGGGGAUAAAGAGGCACUUCACAGUUAAUAAGACACCGCAACAGAAUGGGGUAGCUGAACGCAUGAAUCGUACUUUGCUGGAGAAGGUGGAGAACAAAAGAACCAGUACUAAUGAGCCUUUGCAGCAGGUGGAUAUUGAUGCAACUCCACCAAUUCCAGUUAAGUCUGUAUCUGUUUAG